AUGUCCGUCAAUGAUCGUCGCGCCAGCUAUAUGAGCGCUCCGCGACCCCGCGUCGUCUCCAAUCGCGUCGAUGCCGAUAGGCCCAGCCGCGGCGCUGCAUCGCCGCAACAGCCAGACAACAUGGAUUCUUUGCGCACGAGCACGUCAAGUCAGAAGCAGAGAUUACCCCGAGAGCAGAAAAAUGUGACGGAAAAACGUACGGAGCGAACUGUGAUCACAACAAGGGAAAAGGCAGUGCAGAGGAACCCUAUCAAGGAGUCCUCCAGCGCUUCUAAUCGCGGUGAAGGGGACAAGUCGAAGACCAAAAAGACGAGGACGACCGAUGGAAUGAGUCCGGUUGGACAUAGGAGGGAAGCGGAUGCGCCUACAGCACCAUGGGAUCCCCAUGCCUCCCUAAUUCCUCAUUCAACUGCUCCGCUUUCCUCUCGCAUAUCUAUACCUCCGCUGGCAUCGACUGCACCGCAGUCGCUCUCGCCCCGACCAUUUCGAGAGCUUUCGCCCGAUGGCCAGGAAGCCGCGAUUCUGGAAGACCUGUUGUUCGUGUUCAUGGGCUUCGAAGGCCAGUACAUCCACUACCACAGUACAUAUGAUCCCUCCGUGGAAAAAGACCGCCUGACCGGUCCGGUUUUCCAAUUGGCGGCAGGCUUAGACCCGACUUUGCGCGAUCUCACCCAGUCUAUGCUAAAGAUGGCAACGCACUACAGCGCCAUGGAGGCAUUUGUAGAAGUUCAGAGUCGUGCUGAAUUCGGCGCUGUUUGUCAUGCACUCUGCGCGUCUAUUCGCAAAAUCCUCAAGGACUACUUGAUCCUUAUCGCCCAGCUGGAAGCCCAGCUACUGAACAAUCCGUCAUUCACCUUGCAUCAACUUCACCUCCAUACGAUGCCAACCAGCCAAUGUUUUACUCAGCUGUAUUCAAUAGGCCAAGAGCUACUACGACGCAACGGGCUUCUGGAUUCAGAAGAGCUUGACGAGACAAUUGACGACUUUGACGACGUUGAUAACAUUCUCGAGCAACUAAAGGAAGGAGGUGAUCUUGUACCAGGUUCCAGCAGGAAGGUCUGCAAAGGAGGGAAUGUCCUGAGACUCUUGACGGAGCGCCUUGCGACCUUUUCGGGCGACCCGACCACCAAGACCCUCAUCCAAACCUUGCUUCGUGAUGCCAGUCGUCCAUACAUGAACAUGUUGAAUGAGUGGCUACACCAUGGUGGUAUCAGAGACCCCCACGCAGAGUUCCUUGUCAAAGAGCAGAAAUGGAUCAAACGGGAAAAGCUCGAGGAAGACUACACGGAUGAAUACUGGGAGAAGCGCUACACGAUCCGCGAUGACGAGGUUCCCCCACAGCUCGAGGGUGUCAAAGACAGAGUCCUUCUUGCUGGUAAAUACCUGAACGUCGUGCGAGAAUGUGGUGGCGUCGAUGUCAGCAAAGCUGUGAAAGAUGUGCCCAAAACGCUAGAUGAUCCGCGUUUCCUGGAAAACGUCAAUGCUGCGUAUACCUACGCCAACGCCUCUCUCUUGAAUCUACUUCUCACGAAAAACUCCCUCACGACCCGAUUCCGCUCCCUCAAGCACUACUUCUUCCUCGAUCGAUCCGACUUCUUCUCCUACUUCCUUGAACUUGGUGCAUCCGAGCUACGCAAGAAUGUGCACGUUGUCAACGAAGGCAAGCUUCAGUCGCUGUUGGAUCUUGUACUUCGCCAACCGGGCAGUAUUGCCGCACAGGAUCCGUUCAAAGAGGACGUUAAGGUUCGAAUGAACAAAGUUGGCCUCACAAAGUGGCUGAUGCAGGUGGUCAGUGUCUCUGGCAUUGAUCAAGACCACCCGGAAGCCGCGUUUGAAAAACAGCAGGCACCUUCUUCUCAGAAUACCGACGAUGAUAACAGCAUUACUGGGUUCAGCGGUCUGGAGCUGGAUUAUUCAGUUCCAUUCCCCCUUUCUCUUGUCAUUAGUCGCAAGACCGUACUGCGAUACCAAUUGAUCUUCCGCCAUCUGUUAUCCUUGCGACACGUGGAAACCUUGCUGGUCACAUCCUGGGCCGAUCAGAACAAGGUGGCCAGCUGGCGACAUAAGCCUUCUGACCGGAGGCUUGAGUUGUGGAAGCGUCGCGCAUGGAACUUGCGUGCCAAGAUGCUUAUAUUUGUUCAACAUCUGCUGUAUUUCUGUACUGCGGAGGUUAUCGAGCCUAACUGGGUGGCAUUGAUGGACCGCGUUAAUGGCGCUGACGCCAAUGGAUCUGAGGUGACUGUCAACGGGUCUAAACAAGUCAACCGGACAGUUGAUGAGCUGAUGCAAGAUCACGUCGAUUUCUUGGAUACUUGUCUCAAGGAAUGCAUGCUAACCCAGGCCAAGUUGUUGAAGAUCCAUUCCAAGCUCAUGACCUGUUGUACCAUGUUUGGGCAAUGGACCGCUUCCUCGCUUUCUCGGGCUUUGAGUUCGGCAGACCCCGAUCUGGCCGGAGACAAAGCUGGGGGUCCCGAUGCCCGACCCUAUGAUCCAUCCCGCAUUGUGAAGCUUGAGGAGACUCUCAAGCGCUAUGAGGAUCAUUUCAACCGCCAUCUUCGGAUCCUCAUGGACAGCCUCAACUACUUUGCCGCGACCGAGAGUGUGGUAUUGCUGAAGCUGGCACACUCACUCAGCUCCAUCAGCAAAGAAGACUGAAGGGUGACAAUGAUCAUUGUCUCGACUGUCUCAGGUAUCUCAGACAUCUCAGGCAUCCCAUGGGGCCUGAUCCACUUCUUACGAGGGACCAAACCAGUUUGGCACGCCCGAGUGCUCUUUCCGAUGGAGAUACUCAUCACCCAUGGGGACGGCCCUAUAUUGAAAUAGAAGCAGCCCUCACACGCUUCCCCUCGGCGACACCCGAAACCCAAAUGCAUGCAGCAACUUCAGGGUCUCGUCACAUCACACAAGCAUCACACCAUCGGGCCUAAAUCUUGUUCUGGUGGGGCCAACGGUGGAUCUCGGAAAGGCCGAGGCGAUAAGAUAGAGAGACAGCUUCAACUUGAACCGGUAGAAUGCUGGUCACGAAAUGAUUUGUAUGAAGUGUAGAUAGUAUGUUAUUCAUGGAAACCCGCAAUGAGU
Penicillium subrubescens is the source of this 3078-nucleotide messenger RNA. RefSeq names its product gamma-tubulin-complex subunit SPC97. NCBI's taxonomy places the organism in Eukaryota, Fungi, Ascomycota, Eurotiomycetes, Eurotiales, Aspergillaceae. Bases 1 to 2655 code for a protein of 884 amino acids. Gene Ontology annotation, molecular function: gamma-tubulin binding; microtubule minus-end binding. The record is from RefSeq and is a predicted model, not a curated record. Gene Ontology annotation, biological process: microtubule nucleation; spindle assembly; mitotic cell cycle. The transcript has 4 exons. Gene Ontology annotation, cellular component: spindle pole; gamma-tubulin small complex; mitotic spindle pole body.